AUGGCCGCGAGACGCCGACCAAGUAUGCGGACCAGGAUGAAGGCCGAGGACGUGUCCUGCUGGGUUGAACACAAUCAGCAACAGCAGCCACGUUCUCCAAGAGAUGAACAACACCGAGUCCAGUUUGUGACUCCAGCAACACCAACUCGUGCCGCCCCAGAUGAGGAUUCUGAAGAUGAACUGAAGGAAAAUCCAAUCCCAACUGAUGGUGGAUUCGGAUGGUUCGUGGUCUUUGCGAGCUUUCUCAUGCACGUCGUGUGCGACGGAGCAUCGUUCUGUUUUGGAAUCGUUCUUGUCAUGAUUCAACGAAAUUAUAAUGCUGGACGUGUCGCUUCAAUGUUCACCGCAUCCCUCUUUCUCUCCCUUCCGCUUUUGUUGGCUCCAAUCGCCGGAUUUACUAGUGACCGUCUUGGAUGUAGAAUGGCAAUCAUUAUUGGAGGAUCUAUCUGCACCGUGUCGUGUGUUCUGUCGAUGUUUUGCCCGAAUAUGUGGUUAUUCACUCCGAUUUUCGGUUUUGGAUGUGGUCUCGGAAUGGCAUUUAUUUAUAAUGCCGCGAUUGUUAUAGUCACUUACUACUUCUCUGCGAAACGAGGAACCGCGACAUCGUUAGCUGUGGCUGGAACAGGAGGUGGAACUUUUGUUUUUCCGGGAUUGUUGACCUUGUCCGUCUAUUCACUCACACUUGUCUUCACCGAUCUUCAAUCUGCUCUCACCUGCUUUGCCGUUGCCUACUCAAUUGUUGUCGUACUUGGACUUCUCAUCAGAGAUGUUGAAUGGGAAUCAGAUACCUGUGACUUCAAACUCAAGAAAUUCGAUCAAAACGUCAGAACACUCCUAGAAGACCAAGAGAGUAGUGCGAAAAUUGUCAAGGAUACACUGCUACGUCGUGCCAACUCAUUGCCAAACCUCAAUGCCAUUCGUGUUGACGUUGGAUCAAUUCAAUCCGUAUGUGAAGCUGGAAGAGUUGAAGGAACUGCGGAAAUGCCAACUCGUUCAAAAUCGAUGGCUCUGUUUGAAAACAAAAACCAGCUCCCGGUCAUCCAGGAAUACUCCAUGCUCAAUAGUAAUUUGGCUAAUCUCGAGCACCUUGAUUUGGAACUUGCCAACUCACCAUGUACCACUGUGAGAGCUCAACGUCGUCGUGUCAUCAGCAAAGUCUCAAUGAGUGUUGACCAAAUCAACGAGAUGGAUGAUGAAGACUUCAAAGUUAACUUCUUCGACAGUUCUUCCGGUUCAGCAGAAACCGAAUCCAGCUCUGAUGACUCUGAAAUGAGCAACGACGGAGAUUCUUCAAGCUCGGAGCUCUCGGAAAAGCAAAUCGAUGAACCAGUUGCCCAGCUUAUCAAUCGCAAUCUUACGUCAGUCGUCACCCGUGCAGCAUCCUCUGCUCCAACAUCUGCUCGACUUGUCAGAAGUUCACUUGCCCCAGGAAGUAGCAACGUCUCCGGAGGGCGUGUUCUCGCCAGCAAUGCCAUUCAAUCUCGCUUCACCUCUAAUCUUCUGACCAUGGGAAAAAUUCCAUCGGCUCCAAUGCUAGUGGCGCGGAAGAAGCGAAAGAUUCUAUCAAGAACCCAAAAGUCAAUCAGUAGAAGAAUUGCCGAAGAGAAGGUCUGCUAUAAGAUCAUCCUGAGAUCUUAUCCAUUCAGAUACAUUGCUUUAUCGGUGUUCUGCCUCUACUUCAUCUUGGACGUUCCCUAUGUCUGCGUCUACGACUACGGUAUUGAACAUUUGGGGCUCUCUGAAACAACAUCAAAGUCGAUCUACUCUGCCAUAGGAUUUUGUAACUGUCUCUCAACCAUAGUUUUUGGAAAAUUUGCCGACCACCCACUCACGAAAGACAAAAUUCAUUGGAUCUACGUCUUCUCGAUGGUUGUCGUUUCCAUUACUCUUUUUGCUGCCACCUUCGUCACCACUGCUACUGAAAUCAUUGUCAGUGGAGGUCUAUUUGGUGUCUUCAUCACAUCCAACUAUGUGCUCCAGUCGUUGAUCAUCGCUAACUGUUUCAAUGGGCUUUCGAUUUUCCAAAGUGCCUAUUCAAUGAUUAGCAUGCUUGAAGGCGUCGCUUCUUUCAUCGGACCACCAAUUUUUGCCCAACUGAGAGAAAUGACCGGCAGCUAUUCCGUUGUGUUUUUUACUGGUGGAAUUUUCAGUCUUCUUUCCGGAUUCUUCCUUUACCUCUCGGCCCGCGAAAUGCAGAAAGAAGAUGACGAGAUUGCCAGAAUUGCAGCAGAGCGGACAAGUUCUUCGGCUGAAGAAGUGCCAAACGGAACAACAACCCGCGCUAAUGGAGAAGGCACCGGAACCGAAACCGAAACUCUUCUAGAUGUCUAA
This is a messenger RNA of Caenorhabditis briggsae, 2331 nucleotides long. Lineage: Eukaryota; Metazoa; Nematoda; Chromadorea; Rhabditida; Rhabditidae. Gene Ontology annotation, molecular function: monocarboxylic acid transmembrane transporter activity. Gene Ontology annotation, biological process: monocarboxylic acid transport; transmembrane transport. The transcript is spliced from 8 exons. Bases 1 to 2331 code for a protein of 776 amino acids. The record is from RefSeq and is a predicted model, not a curated record.